AUGACAGCUUUCGGACAUCGCGCAACCGCCACGAUUAUCUUCCGCGGUGGGUUCUUCUACAGUGCUUCUCGCCUCCUUCUACCACUUCGCCGCCGUUUCCCUAUUUGGAAGUAUCUCACGCUUCACGUCAUCACGGGGCCCUACACAGAUCACCGAAGGUGGAUGGAGACGUAUCACGGCCACGUCCGCACUCCCGCGGACGCUAUCAUCCUCUUUGAAGCGUGUCGCAUUGGCCUUCUUCCCCGCGUACAGAGACGGUUAUCCGAAAAAGAACGCCAGCUGAUCCGCUCCGGGUCAGUCUUCGUUUGGGAUGAACGGGAAGCCGGCAUGCGACGAUGGACCGACGGCAAGUCGUGGAGUGCCAGUCGGGUAUCCGGAAGCUUCUUGACAUAUCGUGAGAUGGAAGGCAAGCGGGGAGGAACCGGCGUUGCCCAGUCCACCAUGACUCGAGCUGGCAAGACCCCGGAGAGCACUCGCGGCAGCGAUGACGACCGUGCAGAUGGUGCAGACGAAGGCCCGGACGGCUACCGCUACAAGCCCGACGGCUUGAUGAAGCAAUCCUUCAGCAUCACAACAUCCACCGGUCAGCACCUCCAUCUCAUCAGCUACUACUCCAGAUCGCAUCCAUCUGCCGCCAGCCUUCAACAACCGUCGACGGAUCCCAAUUUACGGCAUGUUCGCCCUCAAAAAGGGCUCUAUCCGGAGUCCACGGUGAACGAUCAGCAGAACCUCCCCGUGGUGACCCGCGGGCCCAUGGCCGGUGCCGCCUACGUGCCUCCUCAUCCGAUGGCGCCAUACGGUCGCUCCCCGGCCGCGCAUCCAGCUUCCUACACGCCCACUUAUACAUGGCCCCCAACCCCGCUGGCCACACCACCCGUUCCGGUUCACUAUCCAUCAUAUCUCCCGUCCGUUCCCCAGACCAAUGGCCAAAUUCCCUAUGGCCACCAAGCUGCCGUGCCACCGGGUACGCCCUUGCCGCCUCCGCAGCCCCCGGGGCUGUCGGCGCCCCAUGAGCGACCGGUGCAUGUGGCCGAAGUCACGAUGGCUCCGUCUCUUCAACCCUCGAGCGUGCAGGUCCUGCCAAGUCGAUCACCACGGGUGCACCCAGGCGCGCACGAGCUUCUGCACCGCCCGAGUCCACCAGAGCUUGGACCGCCGGGAGAACUUAUCAGAACGUCCCCGCGUACGCAACCACAUGUGGUGGCGCACAGCAAUGGAAUCGCAUCGAUGGCGCGCAGUCCGCGACUCAUCAGUCAGCCGCCAUCUACGAGCAUACACAUCCCUCCGCCGAGCACGGUGGUGUCCAAGCCUCUGGAGGCCAGCACCGGCACGACCGUGCCCAGCAUCGGGGCGCUGAUGAACGGCGCACCAUCUGGCUCACUCCCUUCGAUUACCGCACCUCCUGUGCCGGCCGCAGGACGCGCCGAAGGACCGCGGGAUAUUCCCAGCGAAAAGAUUGGGUUUGGCGGAGAAGAUAUGCGUGCUCUGCGGCAAUUAGACCGCGUAUUUACCGCAUAGUCUGUUAUAUGCUUCUUUUUUUCCCCAUUUCCUCUUGAUGAAGUUAGAUUCUACGCCAGUACCGGCACGUUGCUUGCGUCUGUUACUGUAUACGAUUUAGCAUUUGCUUUAUUCCACUGUUCAGAUUGGAAUGGUCAUGUUUACGACAUUGUCUGUUUAUUCCCCUGAUUUGAUCCGUUAUCUCCAGUCUGGCUUGAACUGGAUCGGCGUUGUACAAGAGGAGCAUUGCUAUACAGCAUGGGUGGGGUCCUUCUGCUUCUUGUGAUUUCGUGUGCUGCAUUGAUGUUGAUAAUUGCAUUGGGAUCGGUCACGGCCGGGCGGUUGGGAUGCGAUGAUACACCUGAAUACAACAGAUCAGAUUUC
Messenger RNA from Aspergillus ibericus CBS 121593, 1881 nucleotides. Its product is annotated as camp independent regulatory protein. The record is from RefSeq and is a predicted model, not a curated record. Lineage: Eukaryota; Fungi; Ascomycota; Eurotiomycetes; Eurotiales; Aspergillaceae. Gene Ontology annotation, molecular function: DNA binding. Bases 1 to 1518 code for a protein of 505 amino acids. The transcript has 4 exons.